This is a messenger RNA of Magallana angulata, 5115 nucleotides long. RefSeq names its product zinc finger protein 423-like. Lineage: Eukaryota; Metazoa; Mollusca; Bivalvia; Ostreida; Ostreidae. The coding region runs from base 468 to 4955 and encodes 1495 amino acids. The record is from RefSeq and is a predicted model, not a curated record. Gene Ontology annotation, biological process: regulation of transcription by RNA polymerase II. Gene Ontology annotation, cellular component: nucleus. Gene Ontology annotation, molecular function: DNA-binding transcription factor activity, RNA polymerase II-specific; RNA polymerase II transcription regulatory region sequence-specific DNA binding. The transcript is spliced from 13 exons.
UUGAAAGGAACCCUGCUGGGACCGCCAGCAUGCACCGCCUCCCUCAGGAAAGCUGGAUCGGAUCAUUUAUUAUAGUUCCGUACACCCAGCUAACGCGGUUGAAAUUACCAGUAUUGAUUCGACGAUCGGCUCGGGUCGCGCGGGACUUGGAGCCGCGCAGCUGUCGAUGCGCGCCGAACUCCCAAUGGACCCUCCCCAGGGGGUGCUUUAGUUACAGUGCUAUUCAAUAUUUAUUUCUGACGUCGACAGCAAAAAUCCCACAUGCUGUGUUUAAGCUUUCAGAGGAAAACUGCAAACGCUUUUUCUUCCUGACGGCAGGAUCGAAUAGACGUCUGUUUAAAAAAAAGAAAGAAAGAGAAAAUCUUUUUUCCUUAAAUUGAUUUUGAUUUAUAUUGUUGGGAUUUAAACGAUAAUGAAAAUGUUCUACAGAGAGAUGUACUUAUGAGUACGGUUAUUACUGUGGCAACAUGUCAAGAAGAAAGCAAGCUCGGCCUCGACUGUGUAAGCGUGAUGAAGAAGAGGAAGAAAAUGGAAAUCUGCUACCCAAUGUGACAGAGGAUGUAGACCACAUCACGCAAGAUUCUCCAGACUCCAGCCAAGAAGUGCCAGGAUUUACGUUGACAGCUGAGGGUCCGUCUGACCUAGAUAUGACAGGUCCAGCAGCCAAAAUCGCCAAAUUUGACUCGGAUGAUGCAUCGGAUCUUCGCUGUGACACGUGUGGUGCCCUCUUCUGCAACCUGACCCAGUUUAUGGAUCACCGCAACUUCGAAUGCACCUCUGGCAAUGGGCCUCAGUGGACCAUUGAUAACUUAGCCAUAAACAUGGGGAGUCAGCCUGACUCCCCAUCCUCUGAGGACUCUGGUGACGAGACCCCAGGGCUGGACCUGCCCCUGUCCCCAGGGAUGGAGAACCUGACCCCCGAGGAUGUUCCGGGGGUAGUGGGGGUAUCCCAGACUAAUCCCUAUGGCUGCCAAUUUUGUGACAAAGCCUUCCCAAGACUAAGUUUCCUGAAGAUUCAUGAACAGAUACACAGUGACCAGCUUCCAUUCAAAUGCUCCGUGUGUAGUAGAAGAUUCAGGCACAAGCGAAGCAGGGACAGACAUGUAAAACUCCAUACUGGAGAAAAAAAGUACAAAUGUCCGCAGUGCCAAGCUGCUUUUGUCAGAAGUGACCACCUGAAAAGCCAUAUGAAGACCCAUGAUUCUUCAAGGGUUAGUUUCCAGUGUGAAAUUUGCCAACAGACAUUUACAAGCCUUGAUGUUAUGAUGUCUCACAUGACAACACAUGAACAUCAGGCUGACAGCAACAAAGGCAUGAAUCUAAAUUGUAUGUACUGUCCACUGUCAUUCACCAACCUCUCCGACUUCAGAUAUCAUUUAAUGACCCAUGAAAAGGUCAGCAGUCAGAAUUUCCUCUGUUCCCUCUGUGGCAGUGUAUUUCCUACUCAGGACGACCUUGAUAAUCAUGUUGAAAAGGUCCACUUGGAUGAAACAAGGAACAAAUGUCCUCUCUGUUCAGAGGUUUUUGGAAAUCUAUAUGAUUUGUAUGUGCACAUGAAUUCUCAUGAAAGCGACAUAAAAGGCCAAUCGGCUUGUCAAUCUAAACCUCUAAAUGGACCAUCUCUUCAGGGAGAGCUGCUUGUGUGUCCAUACUGUUUUUGCAGUGAUUUUGAUACCUUGGAAGUUUUAGAGAUCCACAUGCAGAGUGUUCAUUCUGUAAAACCAGCAGAAGUUUACACAUGUAACUACUGCAAUGCACCAUAUAAGAAUUUGUACAGUUUGCAUGAACACAUGAGGGCUGUUCACCAGAACCAGCCGUGUCUUGACAUCAAAUACCCUUGUUCACUGUGUUCCAGACAGUUUGGAAGUAUUGAGACACUCAUACAGCACAAGAGGGCACUGCAUCCUAAUGAACAUCGGAAGUCAAAGGCUGAACUUCUAAAGCAUGCUGUGCUGGAUCAUCCUAGGUAUGAUCAAGAAAAGCAGAAGAAAUUACACACACAAACAAAUCUGAAAAUCCCCACCCCAAGGAAGUCCAAUUUUACAAAGUCCGGUUUCAGGGGAUCUGAUCACACCAAAGCAGAGAUGACAUGUGAGCAGUGCAAUUCCAGAUUCAGUGAUUUUCUUCAAUUCCAAAACCACUUGAAGUUACAUAUUGAGGCAAAAGCUCCACUGAAGCUUCAGGAGGCAUUGUCUUCUCCAGGAAUUUCCUCGGGGUUGUCACCAGUGUCUGUGUCAUCCUCCUUGUCACCAGGUGUUUCCGGCUUGCCGUGUAAGCAUUGCAGUCUGCAGUUCCCAAAUGAGGAGCAGCUUGAGAAGCACAUUGUGUCCCAUUACCUCAGUGUCUCCACGGAAUAUGGUUGUACAACUUGUGUGAAGCUGUUCUCUAAGCCAGAUGAACUUCAGAAACAUCUGAUGGAUAUUCAUGCCCAUCAUCUGUACAGGUGUGCUUUGUGCAAGGAGAUCUUUGAUUCCAAGGUGAACAUUCAGGUCCACUUUGCUAUAAAGCACAGCAAUGAGUGUAAGCUGUACAGGUGCUCCAAGUGUGACUCCGUGUUUCGCUCCGAGGUGGAGUGGACUGCACAUGUACGAGUCAACCACCUACAGAUCGCAAAACCAUUCAGGUGUUUAUUCUGUAAGGACAGUUUCUCCUCUGAGAUGGAACUCCAGUGUCACCUGACAACACACAGUCGACCCUUCAAGUGUUCCAUGUGUUCCGAGUCGUUCCAUGUAGAGUACCUGUUGGACAAGCACGUACAGAGUGUCCAUUCAUCAGAGGAUGGAACAGACAGACAGACACCUUCCCAACGUGUGUCAGACCGGGGCACGCCCAAAUCACAGCACCCACAAAACGUGAAAGUGAAGGUUGAAAAAGAUCUGAUGGAAUUGAGUUUUGGUGGAAACAAGGACUCCCAUUUAAAUGAGGUCAACUUCUUCUCCCCCCGCAGCAGUCCGGGGAUCUGGAAGUCCUCUGAUUUGACCUUCACCUGUAACAUUUGUGACAUGAAGUUCUCCCAUCAUCCAGCUCUGCUGAGUCACAAAGCCCAUGAUCAUGGUCUGUCAGCCAUCUUGAAAGCAGUCAGUGGGGAGCAGCUUACAGAUAUAAAACCACAAACCCUGCUCGAUAAUCAACACAGAGAGAAUAGAGAGAAAGACCCAAGUCCUGACCCCCCUAUAAGUAAAGACAAGGUAUCUGUGUCAUCAGUUGAGACCCCACCCCCUAAGUCUCUGUCUUUGUUUAUGUCACCAGACAGGGUCAAUGUAUCAUGCCUGUACUGCAGUCAGACCUUCAAGAACCGUACUGAAAUGGAUAAACACAUGAAGAUACACCUCAACAAUGGGGAUGAGAAAUGCAACAUCUGUGACAGAGUAUUCCCUACUCCCAGCAUUCUGGCUGAGCAUAAGUUGACCCACUGCAAGAUCAGGGAGGGCAAUGUUUGUGUCCUGUGUAAGGUGGCACUCAAAUCAGAGGAACAGUUUUAUAUCCAUACCCAGGAGCAUGGAUUCCAGAGUAACUACAUUCAGUGUCUGAUUUGCCGCCAAACACUGGUGUCGAUGGUUGAGCUUCAGAUGCAUGGAAGACAUCAUUUCCAGGCCAACAGUAGCUCAUUCACCUGUUGUGUCUGUCUGGAAGCAUUCAAAACUAAAGAAAACUUGGUCUCCAAAAUCAAUGCAAGUGGUCGUAACUAUUUUGUCUGCAAGGUAUGUUACCAUGGGAGCAAGUCACUGUACCACUGCGAGACUUGUGGGGAUAGUUUUCUGAACCCUCUGCAGCUAGAGGCUCAUGUUGUCACUCAUCAUGGUAGAAAACAAGACCACACUUGUCAUAAAUGUCAGGCCACCUUCCAGUCGAGUCUUCUCCUAAAGGCUCACAAUUUGACUCAUCAUUCCUUUGAUUCUUCUAGUGAUGUCACAUGUAAUCAGUGCCCAGCCUCAUUUUCAUCACAUUCUCAAUUGGAAGCUCAUCAGCAAGUACACAAAAAAUCCUACACUUGUAUCAAGUGUCAAGAAUCUUUCGACUCUGAAGAGGAUAUUCAGCAACAUGUGGCUUCCCAUGUCAUGAAAGAGGGCAAUAUUCAUGAAUGUAAGCUCUGCUCUCUUAGUUUCACUUCCCCAGCAAAGUUACAGUGUCACUUAAUAGAACAUAGCUACCAGAAUUCCGAAUUCAGAUGCAGUAUUUGUUGUCAGUUGUUCACAAAUGCUGCAGAUAUUCAGCAGCAUGCUGUGGAGCAUGGCCUUGGUGCUCGGAGAUUUGCCUGCGUAGAUUGCAGCCAGAAAUUUUUCUUUAGCGCAGAGUUAGAGAACCACCAGAUUUGUCACCAUGGACGCUCUGGGGACAAUGGUAAAUCCAGGAAACAACAACUUGUAAAUGGUAAGGAGCAUAAAGUGAAGCAGGAAAACUCACAGCAGGAUAAAUCACCUGAAAGUGUGUCCAACACUAAACAAAAUGGGACAUCAGUGGAACUGAAGUGCCCAACCUGUGAGCAGGUGCUCCUCAAAAUAUCCGAUUUAGUUUCUCACAUUCAGGAGCAUUGUGAAGCAUUAGGCAAUGGGAAGCCAGAGUCCACCCUUCACAGAGGCCCAGUGUGUUGUCCUGACUGUAAAAGUCAGUUCUCUAACCUAAUGGAGCUACGAGAUCACCUGAAGACGGAGCACACAGAGACCAAAUUGAGUUGCAGUAUGUGCAAGAAGUCUUUCAGUCACCCAAAGACUUUAAAACUUCACAUGCGUUUGCAUAAUUCUAGUAAGGGUUAUGAGUGUUCCAUAUGCCACAAGCGUUUUACAAGGAAAGAAAACCGCAAGGCUCACAUGAAAACUCACAAAGGAUUCAAGACUACACUAUAUCAGUGUUUAACUGAGACGAAUAAGAAAACGGUGGAUGGCUUGAAUGGCGGAAGUAAACUGGAGGAAUCAGCUUCAGAGGCAGAGUUAUCGUCCGUGAAUGGUGCUGAAUAGAUUGAUAACCCCGUGUUGUGACAGUCAGAUUGUAGACAGUUUAUAGUGCUCUAUUUUGAUAUUGUUGUAUUUUAUUUUGAAUAAUUGUACAUAUAUUAUAUAUAACAAGAUAUGUUUACUUUCCCUUGUUGUUUUAUAUAAUAAAAUCAAUUAAAUUUAU